This is a messenger RNA of Mugil cephalus (flathead mullet), 4185 nucleotides long. RefSeq names its product mitogen-activated protein kinase kinase 4b (gene map2k4b). The record is from RefSeq and is a predicted model, not a curated record. Gene Ontology annotation, biological process: protein phosphorylation; MAPK cascade. The transcript is spliced from 13 exons. NCBI's taxonomy places the organism in Eukaryota, Metazoa, Chordata, Actinopteri, Mugiliformes, Mugilidae. Gene Ontology annotation, molecular function: ATP binding; JUN kinase kinase activity. The coding region runs from base 117 to 1373 and encodes 418 amino acids.
ACAGACGUGGCCGCGGUGCCGCUGCUGCGUUCAAGUGGCGCAUAGAGAGGGCGAAAUUUCACUCUCUCUCUGCACUGCAGCCAGCCUCAGCGCUGCUGCCGGAAUCCAAUACAACAAUGGCGACUCCCAGUCCUAACAGCAACUCCACCAGCUCCAGCAACAUCGUAGGAUCCACGUCGCACCAGUUUCACCAACAGACACAGAGUAGCAGCAUGCAAGAAACCAACACCUGCUGGAGAUGUCAGAAUGAAACAGGGUUUCAGAUAAGCCUGUCUGGAGUGUCCCAAAGUAAACGCAAAGCUCUGAAGCUGAAUUUCGCCAACCCCCCAGUGAAACCGACCUCCAGGCUCCCGCUCCAUCCGACGGCGCCCUCUUUCCAGAACCCACACAUAGAGCGCCUGCGGACACACAGCAUCGAGUCGUCGGGGAAGCUGAAGAUCUCCCCCGAGCAGCAUUGCGACUUCACCGCGGAGGACCUGCGAGACCUCGGGGAGAUCGGGCGUGGGGCGUACGGCUCCGUCAACAAGAUGGUCCACAAACCCACCGGCCAGAUCAUGGCCGUCAAGAGGAUUCGCUCCACUGUGGACGAGAAGGAGCAGAAGCAGCUGCUGAUGGAUCUGGACGUGGUGAUGAGGAGUAGCGACUGUCUCUACAUUGUUCAGUUCUACGGCGCCCUCUUCAGAGAGGGGGACUGCUGGAUUUGUAUGGAACUUAUGUCUACCUCAUUAGACAAAUUCUACAAAUAUGUAUAUUGUGCAUUAGAUGACGUCAUUCCAGAGGAAAUAUUAGGCAAAAUAACAUUAGCAACCGUUAAAGCACUGAACCACUUAAAAGAAAACUUGAAAAUAAUUCACAGAGACAUCAAACCUUCCAACAUUCUAAUGGACCGGAGGGGUAAUAUCAAGCUGUGUGAUUUCGGCAUCAGCGGUCAGCUGGUGGACUCCAUAGCCAAGACCAGAGAUGCAGGCUGCAGGCCUUACAUGGCGCCUGAAAGGAUAGACCCCAGUGCUUCCAGACAAGGCUAUGAUGUCCGGUCCGAUGUGUGGAGCUUGGGAAUCACUCUGUACGAGCUGGCCACUGGAAGGUUUCCGUACCCCAAGUGGAAUAGUGUUUUCGAUCAGCUGACACAGGUGGUGAAAGGAGAGCCUCCCCAGCUCAGCAACUCGGAGGACAGGCAGUUCUCCCCCAAGUUCAUCAACUUUGUUAACUUAUGCCUUACAAAGGAUGAAUCAAAAAGGCCAAAGUACAAGGAACUUCUGAAACAACCCUUCAUUCUGAUGUAUGAAGAGCGUUUCGUGGACGUCGCCAGUUACGUGUGUCGCAUCCUGGAUCAGAUUCCCGCCUCUCCAAUCUCUCCCAUGUAUGUUGACUGAGUUGGGCCGGGCACGGUGUGUUGAGGGGGGAGGGUCACCCAGCGUACAGUGGGCGGGACACUAAGCUUUUGUGAUGCGAUGCUUGACAUCUUAGAGUUACUUAGGAUCACCUGUUUAUACUCACGUUCCAAAGAGCAAAGGAACUAAGUCCAAAUUGCCCGGCGCAGUGAGAUGAAUAUCAGUAAAGAAACAUUUCCACUUCCCGUCAACCUCAAAAACCUACAAUAUUGUCAUCCAUCUUCAGCCAGAAAAACUUGAAGGCAUAACAUUGUCUUAGUAAAAUGCAAUGCGUCUUUGUGUGUUAGGAAAAAGAGAUAGAGUAUACAAUUCUGGAAAAAAAAAAAAUAUAUACAUAUAUAUAUAUAUAUAUAUAUAUAUAUACUUGAACUCUACACAAAUACACAAUCUACCAAAUAAAAGUGAUGCUCAUGACGUAUGAACAAAAAUAGCCACCUAAUUGAUUGUACAUUGUGGACUGUAUGUAUGCAUUAUGCGUGUUCACCUCUGAAUUGUUGACAUGUACAGAUGUAUGCCGACACACACACACACUCUUCACGCAGUUUGUUGUGAGCACCUUCAUCUAUGGUAAAUGACUCAGUAUGCAAAAGUGUUUCUCAUGGAUUCGGUAGCGUGGCUUUACUUCUUUUCUUUCUUUCUUUCUUUUUUUUUUUUCUUUUGGUCAAUAUGCAAUCUGUGAGCAUUUGUCUUGAUACGGGACUGGGUUGAUUGACAGUUCUCACAUCUACUGCUGGCUUCAGUUUGUGUGUCGUCUAUGGUCUUUAAGUCACAAAGCGAAGCAUCUAGUUUUCUGAAAGAUAAACGCCUCUGGUGGUGGUGGUUUUGACUGGCGGACGUCAGCGCUUGCUAAUAACAUGAGAACCCUGGUACCAAAUUGUAUCCUGCAUAGACCUACAUUUGUGAAAGGCGCUAAUGACAUAGCUUUUCUUGUUUUUGUACAAUAAAAAUAAAUGAAGAAACGACACUGUGUAAUAAAAGAAUAACUUCAGAAUAGUUUUGCAUUGUGUGUCGCUUCUAGCUAACGGUACGUGCCCAUUUAAUUGAGGGUUAAAAGUCAUGUUUAUUGUAUUUUUGAUUGAGUGGUGAGCGCUAGCUAAAAGAAGCCUGCUAGCUAAACGUGUCUUACGUACAGUAGAUCAGAAAGGAUUGUGUUAGUGUCAGAACUUAGCCAACAAGCCACUGGACAUUCAUAACUUUACCUAUUUUAUACAACACAAAAAAAUCUUCAUGAAUAUUAUAUAAAAUAUAUAAUAAAAAGAAGUUAAAUGUUUGUUUCACAUAUACAAAUCAAACCAGCUAUGUCGCUCCUAGCUAAUGGUACGUGUGCAUUUGCUUGCAACUGACCUAGCAGAUUGGAAAAUCUUUUUAACCUUUUUUUAUGUUUUAUUAAAAGGUUUAAUUUUUUAAAGAAGUACCUUCAAGCUUGAUUAAUGGUGCAGGGUUCCUCAGAAAGAAAGGUGCUUGGUUUUGUGACGUAGAUGACUUGACCGACUGGGGCCAAUCCAGUGCUACAUUGCCUGAUGUAAAGUUACUUUAGGACGUUACGUCCAACGAUGUAAAUGUGUCUUGUAUAUAGUACAUCUAAUCUGCUGUACUGGCAGGUUCUGCUCCACAGCUGAGGCUCAUUCCUGAACACAGAUGAUCAAAUGGAGCGGGGAGGCGACACAACAUGAAACUGUUUCAGUUUGAGAAUGAACCUUUAGGCCUGUCCUAGCACUGUACAGAUAAACUGCUCAUCAACACUGAUCACAGGUCCACCAUGCUGCCAUACGAAGGCUAGCAGCAGCAACUACACCUUCAAAAGUCCUGACACGGGUCUUCUGUCAAAGAAAGAAAAGAUAACUCUAAAUGCUGCUAAAUCACCAUCUAUCCACUUCCAUACCAACCACAUAGCUGUCAGGAGAGGAAGACGAUCACUCCUCACACUGUUACUGCUCUCUGACCCCUGAAGUCAGCCUGGACUCAGCAUGUUUCCCUGUGACUCGGCAUGUCUCUCUGGCUUGCACUGAUGAUAGAAUGUUUCCACGCCAGUCUAUGUAUUACAGUCAGAACACCUUGCCUCACCUGUCUUCCUCCAUCUGUGCUAAACUUUACUAUACGGGGGCAGGUAAAGGCCAAGGAGAGGACUGAGAUCCACUUGUGGCCAUUCCCUCUCAGAAAGCCACGUUUGCCAGGCGGGGUCUCACCCACAGAAUGGAAGGACGAAUGUCACACUACUCGGAAUUAGCUACUCAACCAAAAUGUCUGUAUGCAUGACGGUCCUUCAAACACGUCAUGGAAUAAAUAAAUUCAGAAGUAGGGGAUUUGUUCUUGAAACUAAUUUUGUGAAAACGCCAAAACCAACGAUGCAAAAAUUAGAACGUCUCUCACCCACCUUGCCUGUGGCCCUAAGCCCAUGUGUUGUGUACGGCAAAUUUUCGGAAAUGGCUCACAAAUACUGGAAAAGUCUCGGAAAUGUCUAAAAACAGAUGAGAACUGUGGUCCAGGAGUGUUUACAGCCAUGGUGGUGAAUGUGGGAUUGAGCCAAAAACCAAACCAACACCUGCUUUGUUAACGGUCUUUUCAUGGGAUUUGUUGAUCGAGAAAAUUGUUUCUCCAUCUUUAUACUUUUUAACAUAACAAAUGCCAGAAACCAUUCAAUGUGAGGUAGCCUGCAUGAUAAUAAGCCAAAGUACACGGUGAUGAAAGUACAAAAUCAGUUUGAUAUCAGUCUUUGUGGAGUAUUACUGCCAUGCUUACUCUUUGAACUCGAUGGGACUUCAACUUUGCUUUAAUAAAUUGUUUUAAUGCAAAA